Brassica napus (rape) is the source of this 2425-nucleotide messenger RNA. RefSeq lists its product as uncharacterized. Gene Ontology annotation, cellular component: nucleus; DNA replication factor A complex. The coding region runs from base 968 to 2236 and encodes 422 amino acids. The record is from RefSeq and is a predicted model, not a curated record. Gene Ontology annotation, molecular function: single-stranded telomeric DNA binding; damaged DNA binding. Gene Ontology annotation, biological process: meiotic cell cycle; telomere maintenance via telomerase; double-strand break repair via homologous recombination. NCBI's taxonomy places the organism in Eukaryota, Viridiplantae, Streptophyta, Magnoliopsida, Brassicales, Brassicaceae. The transcript has 10 exons.
GUAUUAAAAGGGCGAUAUACUGAUCAGAAACGCUGUCCACGUCGGACAGUUUAAUCAACCAAUCACAUUAUAAUGUUUUGACACGUCAUCUGAGCUUUGCAUUUUUUUUUAAAAAAACCAACGUGAUAUGGUUUGGGCUAUGAAGCUCGCGGUUUCAUAAAAAUUUGACGUGAUAUUAGCUGGGCCAUAAAGCCCACUAUUUCUAAAGACGGAGAACGAGAAGUGCCGACUCGAGAUCCUUCGUCAGUCCUUCAACCCUACUUCCCUUUAUCAAUUCGGUACCUUUUGAUCUUCCUCUUCUCUGUUCCGUUUCACGAUUCGAUCCUCGAACCAACAAUACAUCCUCCACUUCGUCUCUCUUUACUCUCAUUUAUGGAUUCGCUUUGCUCUUCUCAUCAAGAUUUUAUUUAUAAAGCUCUCGAUCGAAGUUUUAUUUCGAUCAAACUUCGUUCUAUAUUCUCAUUAGUACAUCGCUAUCGCAAUGAGUUCCAACGGAAAAUCUGCGUUCUCUGGUGAUUCCCGCUCGGAGAAACCAAAAGACGGUGAGGCUGGCGACUUUUCCGGUCCGAUCAAGCCUAUCGGCACACACGAUGUCUCUUCCGGCCUCUCGAUCGGCAAUCCCCACUCGAAGAAAGCCAAAGGCGAUGCUUUGGUAUCCUCUCCAAGUCUGACCAAACCCAGCGGCAAUAGAGGUGUCUCUUCCGGCGUCUCGAUCGGCUCACCUAAUUCGAAGAAUCCCAGUGGUCCGAUCAUUCAGACCACGAAGACCAGUGUCUCUUCAGGCGUAAGAAGCAAAGCUGCUGUCUCCUCUGGCGUCAGGGGAAAAGCUAUUGUCUCCGCCAACGUUGGGAGAGUGAUGUCUUUCAAAGAUGUGAAAUUUGGACCUCAUUAAGGCGAGUUGAGGUUUCGGUUGAUCCACUUUUGGGAAGCUCGCAAUGUUCGGACGAAGUUGCUUAUCGGUCUCGAAAUGCUUCUCAUCGACCAAGAGGAAACUAUUAUUCAGGGCUUCAUCCCAGCUGGGAGGAUGGACACUUAUUUGCCACACAUGAGAGCUGGUGGCAUUUACAGGCUCCAUAAUUUUUUCGGGUCUAAUAACAAGACAUUGUAUCGGGUAUCCGAGCCAAGUGUCACCAUCACCUUCUCAUCGACCUCUGUCCUCUCUGAUCUAGAGGACAGUUCGGUUUGUUUCCCUGAGGACCGUUUCCGAUUCUAUGGAUAUGAGGAGUUCAAUGCUGCCUGCGACUUGAAAGGGGAUCUUUAUGAUUAUGUUGGCCACAUCAAACUUGUGAAUGGGCAGGUCCUCAAUGACAGUCUCGUGGUAGAUGAAGCCGAGAUAGCUUCAACCCGACGAGUUCUGCUUCAUGUUCAAACACAUGAUGGUCCGGUGAUGAAGAUGUACCUCUGGGACAAGGCUGCUUCAGACUUUGGUGAAAGAUUCAAGGCGUCUGGAGGAACUGCGAGUGUUAUCUUAGUCACCACCUUAAACCCGAAACGAUAUGGAGGUGCCCUAUGUCUCUCUUCUAUGGCGUCGUCAAGGAUAUUUAUGGAAAGUGAUGUUCAAGCAACCCAAGAUUAUCUCAAUUGGUUGAACUCGAACUUGGAUGUUGCUAAGAGAGUUGAUGUAGACGUUGUCACUAAGACUGAUACAGUGACCAUAGGCGAGCUCUUUUCUUAUAUGAAGCAGGCAGAUGCUAAGGUUGCUUGGUUUGAGUGCAUAGCCACCAUUGGUGAUGUUGUACAUGGUUCGGGAUGGUAUUACAUAGGCUGUGGUGGGUGCCACACAAAGGCAACCAAAGGGCCUACCACCCUUAUGUGUAAAAAGUGUGGGAAGAGUGAUAUUGUUGGUGUUGCACAGUACCUAGCCAAGAUAUCUGUGUACGACAAUAAUGACCAGGCGGUUUUUGUGCUCCUUGGUGACUCUGGUCAUGAGCUGUCUGGGAAGAAGGCUUCUGAGUUGGUUGAGAGUUAUUUUGAGGCCAACGAGGAUGAAGGAUCUGAUCACUUGGUUCCGGUCCCUCAAGCUCUGAUUGAUACCAUAGGCCAGACUCGCAAGUUCAUUAUGAAGGUAUCAACCCACAAUUUGACUGGCAAGACCCAAACUUUGACUGUGACAAAGGUGCUCACUCCAGAAGACCCAGAUAUUGGAGUCAAUUUAGAAGAAUCCGAUGGUGAGAGGGUGAAAAGGGCUGCUGAAAAGAUUGAGGGAGAAGAGCCUAAGAGAGCCAAAUGUGGCUAAGGUGUGAUUAGUGGUGGUUUUAUGGUUACUAAAAUUCUAUGCUUCAUUUCUUUUCAUUUUCAGACCUUGGUUUUGCAACAUUGAACUUAUCUUUCUUAAAAUAACGAUGGUUACACUCAUUUUAAUGUUUUUUCUUCAAGUUUGAUGUUUGGUUAUUUUACUUUUGUUAUAUCUGAUGCUUUUUCCAUC